This is a messenger RNA of Colossoma macropomum (tambaqui), 3137 nucleotides long. RefSeq names its product kinesin family member 23 (gene kif23). Lineage: Eukaryota; Metazoa; Chordata; Actinopteri; Characiformes; Serrasalmidae. The record is from RefSeq and is a predicted model, not a curated record. Gene Ontology annotation, biological process: microtubule-based movement. Gene Ontology annotation, cellular component: kinesin complex; microtubule; nucleus. Bases 82 to 3036 code for a protein of 984 amino acids. Gene Ontology annotation, molecular function: ATP binding; microtubule motor activity; microtubule binding. The transcript is spliced from 24 exons.
GGGAAGAUUCGAACUUCGAAUUGGCGAGGAGAGCGGAGCGAGCGGACCGAGUCGAUUAAAGUCAAAUAAAAACACCUCAAGAUGAUCAGGCCGACGAAGGGCAAGACCCCGCGCCGACCAGCUCCUAAAAAGCCAUCGAACAACCAGAAAGAUCCAGUUGGGGUGUACUGCCGUGUGCGUCCACUAGGUGCAGAGGAUGAAGAAUGCUGUGUUGAGGUCAUAAGCAGUACUACCAUCCAGCUUCACGCCCCUGAUGGUCUCAAAGCCAACAGGAAUGGUGAAUUCAAAGAGACUCAGUAUUCCUUCAAAAAAGUUUUUGGAAUUAAAACAACACAAAGGGAAUUGUUUGAGGAAGUCGCAAAACCUCUUGUGGAAGACCUUAUUCACUGUAAAAAUGGUCUUCUGUUCACCUAUGGUGUCACUGGGAGUGGAAAAACCUUCACAAUGACUGGUUCCCCAGGCCAAGGUGGCCUCCUGCCUCGCUCACUAGGCAUGAUCUUCAACAGUAUUGGUCCUUUCCAGGCCAAGAGAUUUGUUUUCAAACCUGAUGAUAAGAAUGGCAUGGAAGUCCAAAAUCAAGUGGAUGCUCUUUUGGAGCGACAGAAGCGAGACAGUCAGCAAUCUGUACCAAAGACUCCAUCCUCGAGGCAGAAAGUAGACCCUGAGUUUGCUGACAUGAUUAGCCCAGAGGACUCUUGUAAGGCUGAUGCAAUAGAUGAGGACAGCAGCUACAGUGUGUUUGUCUCUUACAUUGAGAUAUACAAUAACUACAUCUAUGAUCUCCUGGAGGAGGCUCCAUUUGACCCAAUAAAGCCAAAGUGGAAUGGUGCAGGGACACCUCUGCGAAACAACACUGAGUUCAUACCACCGCAAUCUAAAAUUUUGCGCGAAGACCAAAACCACAACAUGUAUGUAGCUGGGUGCACUGAAGUUGAAGUUAAGUCAACUGAGGAAGCAUUUGAAGUCUUUUGGAGGGGUCAGAAGAAGCGCAGGAUUGCAAACACACAGUUGAAUCGGGAGUCCAGCAGAUCUCACAGUGUUUUUAUCAUCAAACUGGCUCAAGCACCGUUGGAUGCAGAUGGAGACAAUGUUCUUCAGGACAAGAACCAGGUGAAUGUGAGCCAGCUGUGUCUGGUGGAUCUGGCUGGCAGCGAACGCACAAGCAGAACACGUGCAGAGGGCAGCCGCCUUCGAGAAGCAGGCAACAUCAAUCAGUCUCUGAUGACACUCCGCACUUGUAUUGAAGUUUUGAGAGAGAAUCAGAUGUGUGGCACUAAUAAGAUGGUCCCAUACAGAGACUCUAAAGUGACUCACUUGUUCAAAAACUAUUUUGAUGGAGAAGGCAAAGUCAGAAUGGUGGUCUGUGUCAAUCCUAAGGCAGAUGAUUACGAAGAAACUAUGCUGGUAAUGCGGUUUGCCGAGAUGACUCAGGAGGUGGAGGUGGCCCGGCCUGUCGACCGGCCCAUUUGUGGGUUUGCUGCAGGCCGCAGACAGAGGAACCAGGCCUUCAAAGAGGAGCUGUCUCGUCGGCUAGAGGAACGUGGUGGCCCAGUAGAUGGAGAGCCUCCCUCAGCCCUAAGCCAGCUGCUGCAAAGCUUGCCUCCGCUACCUCCCUGUGAGAUCUCUGACCCUGCCGAUGACCACACAUUUCCUAGGGUCAUUGAGUGCUUGGAGAAGAGGCUUAAGGUCCGCCAGAUGUUGACUGAAGAGUACAACAAAGCUGCUAACAUGCUAAAGUCUAUGCUUCAAGAACUGGAUGGUAAACUUAUGUCCAAAGAGAACUUUAUUCAUGAGCAGCGAGGCAAACUGGGGGAGAAGGAUAAAAUGAUACAGAACCAGAAAAAUGAAAUUGAUCGUCUGGAGAAGAAAUCCAAGAUGCUGGAAUACAAGAUUGACAUCCUGCAGAAAACCACCAACAUCUAUGAGGAGGACAAGCGUGCUCUUCAGCACGAGUUGGAGAGCAGGGAGCAGAGGCUGCACCGUGAACUCUCAGAGAAGAAACGGAUGGAGGCACGCCUGCAAGGCAUGGUCACUGAUGAAAAGCUCAGGUGGCAGAAGGAGUGUGAGAGGCGUGUAAAUGCCAAGGAGCUGGAGAUGCAAAACAAGCUAUGGGUGAAGGAUGAGAAGCUGAAGCAGCUCAAAGCCAUCGUGACAGAGAGUAAGACGGACAGCCGGCCAGAGAAACCCCAGCGGCCUUCCAGAGAGAAGGACCGAGUACCUGCUAAGAGAUCAGCUUCUCCCUCGCCCAUACCUGUACGCUACACUGCUCUCCAGCCACCCCACUCCUGCCAGACCCCUGUAUACAUUCCCCCCCAGGCAGUCAGGCCAGCUCCCCUUUCCCCCAGUACCAACAGUGUAUCUGUGGCCUCCUGCAUUUCUGAGUGGGAGCAACGAGUGCCACAGGCUGGUAGACAGGGCAGCCCCUCCCCUCCCCAAAGUAGGAGCAGAGCUCAGGGUCUUAGCAGGAGGAGAGGCAAGUGCUGGACCAGAGACUGUGAGGUGCCUGUCCAGCCAGGGGAUGUAGACCUAGAGGAGAAUGGUUACAGGACUGGACCACCAGUUAGGCCUCUGCACAGGCGCUCGCACUCUGCUGGUGCUGAGAGGUGGGUGGAUCAUAAACCGCCCACAAAUGUGGAGCUUGACACGGUCAUGCAGCCCACCGUUCCCAACGCCAUCAAGGUGACCGCUCCCAGCGAGAAAGCUCUGUCCAAGUGUGACAAGUACAUGCUGACACACCAGGAAGUGGCCUCGGAUGGAGAGAUUCAGACCAAACUCAUUAAGGGUGAAGUGUUCAAAACUAGAGGUGGGGGACAAGCAGUUCAGUUCACUGAUAUUGAAACGCUGAAACAAGAAAACCCUGUUGCCCCGAGCCGUAAGAGGAGAUCAUCAGAAACUGGCCCUAACCAAGAGGAGCAUAGAGAUGGGGACUGGACUGAUGUGGAGACCAGGUGCUCCGUGGCCGUGGAGAUGAGGGCUGGCUCAAACCUGGGACCUGGUUAUCAGCACCAUGGAUAUCCAAAACGCAGAAAGCCCUAAGAGCUGCCAUUGCAUUGCUGUCACAGUCAAGAGUCCUUUCCUCUUGAAAUCCCCUCAUCACUGUGUGCAAUACCUUACACUAUUUAACUUUUUUAAGAAUG